Molecule: messenger RNA, 495 nt
Organism: Striga hermonthica
Lineage: Eukaryota; Viridiplantae; Streptophyta; Magnoliopsida; Lamiales; Orobanchaceae
Source: the annotation of a GenBank genome assembly
AUGGUCGUGAGUGUUUGGAGAGAUGAUCCCAACAGCCAGCUUGAGGCAACCACCCAAUUCCGAAAAUUGCUUUCUAUAGAGCACAGUCCGCCAAUUCAGGAGUUUGAGGCAGCUUGGGCUCUGACUUAUAUUACUUCUGGCACAUCUGAACACACUAAGGUAGUAAUUGAUCAUGGAGCAGUCCCAAUAUUUGUGAAGCUUCUUGCUUCUCCAAGUGAUGAUGUUCGUGAACAGGCUGUAUGGGCUUUGGGGAAUGUGGCGGAUGAUUCUCCAAAUUGUCGUGACUUUGUGCUUGGUCAUGGAGUCUUGGGGCCUUUGCUAGCUCAGUUGAAUGAACAUGCCAAAUUAUGUAUGCUCAGAAAUGCUACCUGGACACUGUCUAACUUCUGCAGAGGCAAGCCACAGCCUGCGUUUGAACAGACGAGGCCUGCACUACCAGUUCUCAAGCAACUUAUUCACUCGAGUGAUGAAGAAGUUCUGACUGAUGCUUGUUGA